Molecule: messenger RNA, 2415 nt
Organism: Trichomonas vaginalis G3
Lineage: Eukaryota; Parabasalia; Trichomonadida; Trichomonadidae
Product: WD40 repeat-containing protein
Exons: 1
Coding region: 1-2415 (804 amino acids)
Source: RefSeq, a predicted model, not a curated record
AUGUCCUACGAACCGAGGCUUCGCACGUCCACGGGGCCAAGGCGCAGUAAGAUUACCCCUCUUCAAUCAGGAAAUCACUCAAAAUCAGUAAAAGGUCUCCCACCAAUCGAUAAUGAAAACACGCCAACGUUAAAGCAGGCUUUUAAAGGAGUUAUAGAUGCAGUUUCAAUAUUUCUGACUCAUAAUAGUGAGACUGUAUCAUUUCACAGUUCUCUUUCCAAGCAAAUCACCGAAAUCGAUGGAUUAUUUGGUGAAUUCCAUGCAAAUUUAAGUCGAACUACAAAUUCAAAAAGGCAAUCACAAUCAUCGACAAAUACGCCUGCUAAAUCACUUGUUUCUGCUGCUCUUCCCUUUUUCAGAUCAUUCGAAGCACUAAAAUCAAUAAUUUCUCAAAUAAGUUCUACGGGAACGAAAUCAAUUGAGGAAACAGUCGAAGCAAGUUUCUCAUGUAUUAACGAAACACUCAACUAUGUUCGUAUAAAAUCCGAUGAUUGCGGCUCAAUUGAUCCAAUAAUUAAAAGAUUACAAACAAUGUCGAUGAUUCUUAGUCCUAUUAAAACAUCUGUAAUACAAAUACUAAGAAAACAAGAAUCCCCUGAAAGCCAAGGCCGUCUUACAACAGAAUUAAGAAAUUAUUCAAGAACAAUUAAUUCUGCAUUCAGAAACGAGUUUUCGACAUUACAAAUAAAUGCAAAUGAAGUAGAAGCCCUUAGAUUGAAAGCUUACAAUGCCUGCAGUGAUAUUAUUUACGGAAUGAAAUCAAUUUUAUUAUUUGAAGAAGAUAUCAGCAGAGUUCUCAAAUAUAUACAAGACUUUGAACAAGUACUUGAGAAAGAAGCCAAAAGAAAUGGUUUGUAUCACUAUUUAGGCCCUCAAAAACCAGAAAAUCAAGAAACAGUUUUAGAAUUCAAUAUUUCUAAAUAUCCAGAUCUUUCUGACCUCCUCAGACGAUUAUGUGCUUAUAUAAGAGAUGGAGGUGAAGAUAAAAAGUUUAUUGUCCAAGUUUUGGAAAUUUCAUCAGCAAAAGCUGUUUUAUUUGAAGAAGAAGAUAUAGAAAGCAUGAAAAAGAGAAUUGUAGACUUAGAAAAAUCAAUUACUCAAAUGAAAGCUAAAGAAAAAACUUCAAAUUUGAAUAAUGAUUUUUCAAAUAAGCUGAGAUCAACAGUUAUGCAAUCUAUUGACAUGAUGAAAAUGAAGGCCAAUCAAAUGGAUGUACACGUAAUAGAUGAUAAUGAAAUAAUUCCUACAUUUAAUAAUUUAUUAAAUCAAAUUUUGGAAGAACAACCAAAGAAAGUCGAAAUGCCGAAGGACACAGAGUUCGAGAAAGAGAUAAUGAACUUGUUCGCCGCAAAAUCUCAUAGGGAAGUCAUAGAAAAAGUUCAUAAAAUUCAACAUAGAAACGAAUAUUUGGAGUCAGAAUAUGAAAAAUUUUCAAAUGCGCAGACUCAAAAACUUCGGGAUAGAAUCUGCUUGUUAUCACAAUCACUUGGAGUCCAAGUUUCCGAUUCGGAUGUCGAAACAAUUGAUAAAAUUUCGGAUUACGUCGAAAGGCAAAAAGAAGAUCACCAAAAGAUUGCUAAUCUAUUCCAAAUAGAUGGAGAAUUGAUAUACAAUGGCGUUGAGUCGAUUUAUUCAAGUUAUAAAUCAAUUUUAACAAAAGCUGAGCAAAAGCUCAAAGAUUACUUGAAUAUGACACCAGAAUGUGAUAGCCUAACGCAAUCUGUAUCAAAUAUGCUUGACAAACUUGAUUCUGUUGACAAAUCAACAUCUUAUAAGACAUUAAAUCAAGUUUACUCAAGUCUUUUACCACUUGCAGGUAUACAUAAUGCACCAACAAUAUUACAUGCUGGAAAGAACUAUAUAUCUCAGUUUGAAAUGCUUAUUGAAGCGAUAUCUCAAAAAAUUAGUCCAAAUCAGAAUAGUAAACUAACUUCUGCCGUUAAGCAAUUGCACCAAAAGAUAGGAAACGCAUCAAAUCAGAUCAAUACAGAGUCUGACGGCGAACUUAUUGAUCUUAUUGAAGAAAGCCUCAAGAAUUUUGAUAUAAUAGUAGAAAAAUUAAGAAAUUCUAUAACAGACGGUUUUGUUCGUAAAACAUUCAAAGCCAAAGAAUCAGAAGAGCCGCUCAGUAUUUUAAUGGAUCGUGCCGCGCGUCUAGAAAUUCUCGAAUCAUCGCUAGUAACUGUUAGGCCGUUAACUGAAAUCCUUGAAAGAAGCCUCGGAACUCUCGAAAUCGGAAGCGAUAAAUGGUUCACAACAUUAAGGGAAAAUGUUGUUGAAAUGAACAAUGCUCUCAAUAACAUUGCUUCUUCCAAGAUAAAUUCCACAAUAUUUUUAUUACUUUCCCGAUUCAUAUCUUUAUUAUCUUCAAUUGUUCCUGUAAUUAGUCCAACUAAUUCAAGAAAGCAUCUUUAA